AUGCAGUGGCCGAGCGUGUACCAGGAGAGAUCGGGGACGAUGACGAGGGAGAAGCGCGGGCUAGAACCGAUCAGUGGGGAUGGCAUGGCUCAGGAGCCGAAGCGGCAGAAGGUUCCCGGCCUUGCCAGGUUUCUCUCCGCUUUUUAUACUUUUUAUACUUUUUAGACCAUUUUCCUCUCUCUCUCUUAGUUGUUUUAUUUUUGUUUGACCGUCAAUUCUGUAAGAUAUUUUUUUCCUACUGUCCUUCUCAAAACUCGUGGUUUCCUAAUUCUGUUCAUCACAGAUCGACUAAGAUCGCGAAAGCUGACAUUGAGAGCCGUUUAGGGCUUGACAGUAAUUGUGCUCUCUUUACUCAGUUUCCGGCCGUGCAGCUUCCGGCGUUGAGUGAGAGCAGAGCCACUGGGACCGGAUGGAGAUAGGAGGGCCUAGGUUUUCAUGAUAAUUACACUCCACACCAAUCAAUAGUGCUUCUUAUAUGUGAAAUGGCCCCGUUGGUUAUCUGAGAAGUUGAUCAUUGCUCCUGGGAGCCUUAGUAAAUGGAACCUCUCCAAUCGGACAGGAAUGUUGUAUUUGUUAGUUUGUCAUUUGGUAGGGGGGAAGCUGUUGCAUACCUUGUGAUUAUGGCGCGGAUACAGUUUUAUCCCUGUUUGCAAUUGCAUGCAGUCAACUUUAAUGAUGUAUCUCCAUUGACACAGGCGUCUUAAGCCAAGCGAAUGUGCUGUGUAAAAGCUUCGGGAUGAAUUAGAUGGGCUAUAAUCCGAGGUCACGGAUAAUUUGGUGUAAUUUUUUUUGGGAAUCAGUUCUGUAUUUCUGAAUAAAGACUUGGGGUUUCUUAUCAUAGGAUUAUUCUUAAUAGGAUCCUCAUCAGUGGGAAUGAUUUUGUGCCCUUAUGCCUUAUAUUUCAACAUUUUUCCGAUCUGAUUUGUGUUAUAUCGUCUAGACUUUACUUGACCUCCCUCCCUCCCUCCCUCUCUCUCUCUCUCUCUCUCCCUCUUUGUCGUGGGUUUUGGCUGAAUUUCCACUAGAAUACAGUUAGGCUUUACGUUUGCAUUUCUUAAUCUUGUUUUGAAUCUGCAGAAAUCGUCAGGUCAAGAAAGCCAGCGGUAGUGUGUGUCAUUAUGCUGGUUUUUUUUUUUUACCAGCAUUGGGCUCUUUUGUUUUCCGUGGUGCUACAAGGUUUACUUUCCCCAGAUGGGCAGUUUUAAUUGCUACUAGUCCUUUACAGUAACAAGGUCCUGCAUUUAUAUACUUUUAUGAAUACAAUUAUGAGUAUAUUUUUAUGAAUAAAAAGGAAUUUCAUUUUCAAUGUCAAAAGUGUUUUUUUUUGGGGGGGGGUUUUGGUUGCUUUCUUCGUUCUUAUGAGUCUGUUCAUUACUUUUUGUUUACCUACUUCACUUGCCAAUAUUGAGUUAUUUGCCCUUUUCAGUGUCAUUGUGGAAGCUCUCAAGGUGGAUAGCCUACAAAAGCUCUGCUCAUCAUUGGAGCCUGUUCUCCGCCGAGUGGUAAGCCAUUGCUGACUUUGAACAGAUUACGAUUACGCCAUUAAGCCAUCUUUACAGUUUCUAGCGAUAUGGUUUUGACUCUCGCUCUCUCUCUCUCUCUCUCUCUCUCUCUGCCCCCCUCCCCCUCCUUUGAAGUACUAACUACAAGGUUAAAUCUAUGCUUCUGGUGAUUUUAUCUUUUUCUGGGGCUGACUUAACUGGUAGAAUGCCGGCACCAAUUUUCUGCUAGUUUCACGUUGCAACUUAUUUUGUUAUAACGCUCAUCUUAAUUAGCUCCUCGUUCUUAAACAGGUUAGCGAAGAAGUUGAGCGUGCUAUCGCAAAGUUGGGUCCUGCUAGACUGAAUGGAAGGUGAGAUUUUGAUGGCCUCAUUUAGAAUUUUGAGAACCAACGCCAGGAAGGACAUGGAACAAGUUUGUGCUUUCUUCGUCAUCAAGAACACAUGUCUGAUAUUCUCAUUGGCAUCGUUUUUUCGCCCAAAUCUCAUCAUUUGAUACUUUGGUUUGUCUUCACUUCCAUAUCAAAUUAAUAAUUUUUAUCUGCAUGGGAAGGUUUCAUUCUGGUUUUGUAUCCCUUUGACGUCUCCAGAGGCAGAAUGAGCUUUCUACUGCUGACUCGAUUUUUCAAUCUGAGAGCUGUAUCAUGCUUCAGCCUCUUCAUGUCCCUCUCUUCUAACACAUGGAAGAUCCAGGUCUUCCCCCAAGAGGAUUGAAGGGCCUGGCGGAAGAAACCUGCAGCUGCAUUUCAAGUCAAACCUGUCUCUGCCCCUGUUCACUGGGGGGAAGGUGGAAGGAGAGCAGGGCGCCGCAAUCCAUGUCGUCCUUGUUGACGCAGACACAGGCCUUGCCAUCACGACGGGGCCGGAGUCCUUGGUGAAGUUGGAUGUUGUGGUGCUUGAGGGGGACUUCAACAGAGAAGAGGACGAGGACUGGACAGAAGAAGACUUUGAGAACCACAUCGUCAAAGAGCGAGAAGGGAAGGGGCCGCUCCUGACUGGAGACCUCCAGGUCUCCCUCAAAGGCGGCGUGGGGACCCUCGGAGACCUCACCUUCACCGACAAUUCCAGUUGGAUACGCAGCAGGAAAUUCAGGCUGGGCCUGAAGCUCUCUCCGGGCUCCUGCGAGGCCGUUCGCAUCCGUGAGGCAAGAACUGAUGCAUUUGCCGUCAAGGAUCACAGAGGAGAAUGUAAGUCGUCAUGAUCGCCAUUCCAUUCAAGUGAUCACACCAUCUUCAAGUGAUCAUUCCAGUCAAGCUUUCUCCUCAUUGCAGUGUACAAGAAGCACUACCCACCUGCGCUGCAAGACGAGGUCUGGAGAUUGGAGAAAGUCGGGAAAGAUGGGUCCUUCCACAAGAGGCUGAACAGGAACAACAUCCUCACGGUGGAGGAUUUCCUCCGCUACGUUGUCAGAGAUCCUCAGAAGCUGCGCAAUGUAAUGCUGCCAUUUCUGAGCCAUCCUCUCCUUCGCACGGUCUGCUGCUAUCUCUGCUUCGCCUUAUAAUCCGUGGGCUGGCUGCAGAUCCUUGGGAGCGGCAUGUCCAAUAAGAUGUGGGAAAGCCUCGUGGAGCAUGCCAAGACCUGCGUCUUGAGCGGGAAGCUCUACGUCUACUACUCCGACGACACGAGGACCGUUGGCGCCACAUUCAACAACAUAUAUGAGUUCUGUGGGCUCAUCGCCGGCGGGCAGUACUACUCCGCAGACAGCCUCUCCGACACUCAAAAGGUCGGUCCCAUGAACUGAAAAAUCAGCCAUUUAUUUCUGCUAGAUGACGUGAUUACAGACUUUAUUCAUUCUUUAUGAGAAGCGUGCCCUGAAGAUCUCAGCCCAGAGAUUCAUUCUCACACAAAAAUAGAAAAAAAAACGCAUGAACAUCUUAUCGCUGCUCGAUUUCCCUUGUGCUCUUUAGGUUUUCGCCGACGGGCUUAUGAAGAAGGUGUAUGAUAAUUGGGUAGACGUGGUGGAGUAUGACGGGAAGGCUCUUCUAAGCGCCGAGCACAACAGCAGGGGGAGCUCCUUCCAGGCUGCUCUACCUCCUCCGGCGGAUUACUCGGCUUACGACCAGCAGGCUCCUCUGCCCGGCUUCCAAGUUCUUGCUUCUGCUGGGCACGCUCCCCUUGAGGGAGGACUGGCUGUUGGAGGUAGCUGUUUCUUCAACCUCUGCCAUUUCUUUUUAUCCGAAUAAUUAAAAUACAUGGAUAAAAGUGUGUUGAUGGGGUUUGGUCAACGAUUGGCUGUCGCAGGUAGCUUUUUCUACGCUUGUUGCAUUUUUAAAAUUUUUUUUGAUGAAUAAUUACUUGGUUCAAUGGAAAUAUUUAUGGGUUUCUGGCAACUAAAUAGAUGAAAUUGUGUCAAUGGGGGGUUUGACCAUGGCUGGCUGUCGGAAGUAGCCAUUUCUUCAACCCUCCUGAUUUAUUUAUUGUAAUGAAUAAUUGCUUGAAUCGACAUAAAUAUUUAAGAUUUUUAUCCGUAGACUUGGAUAAAAGUAUGUCGGUAGGGUUUGAUCGAGGACUGGCUGUUGGGGGUAGAAAUAUUUAUGAUUUUUAGACAAUCAAAUCUAUAAAAGUUUGUCUAUAAGGUUUGACCUGGAAGCAUGACGCCUCUCUCUCUCUCUCUCUCUCUCUCUCUCUCUAUUCCAUCAGGUCAGGGUUAGGGCUUCUUGUCGGUUUUGUCCGCUGAUUUGAUGGUGUCUUACCUGUUCGAGCAUCUUGAUUUGUCAUCUUGACAGAAGAUCUUGGUUUCUGUCAGGAACAGCUUCCAGCACUUACAGCGUUGGCAGAAUGGGAAGAUAUCCAUCUCACCUGAGGCAGCCCCUCUCUGGCCCCGCCAUUGACCCCGCCGCUGACCGAGUCCACCUGCCGCCGACGACCUACACGGGGGCCGGAUUGGGGCCGGAUCUCGGCUCCUUUGAUGACUGGUCCUCGAGUCAUCUGUUCUCCGAGGAGGAGAUCCGAAUGAGGAGCCAUGAGAUGCUGGAGAACGAGGACAUGCAGCACCUCCUCCGGACCUUCACCAUGGGCGGCGGCGCCUCGGUCAACUCCCUCGACGACUACGGGUACGCGUGCCCUCCCUACAGGCCCUCGUUGACCCCGGGCUUUGACCUCGGGGAGGGUCAGAGCCGGCCGCCAGGGAAGGCGAUGGUCGGAUGGCUCAAGAUCAAGGCGGCCAUGAGGUGGGGGAUCUUCAUCAGGAAGAAGGCGGCUGAGAGGAGAGCUCAGCUCGUUGACCUGGACGACUGA
This is a messenger RNA of Spirodela intermedia, 4736 nucleotides long. The record is from the annotation of a GenBank genome assembly. Lineage: Eukaryota; Viridiplantae; Streptophyta; Magnoliopsida; Alismatales; Araceae.